AUGUUCCAGUUCAGUAAAUACCCCAUGGACAUUUUAGAGAUGCUCAGUGGACACCAGGCGCACCAGUUCAAGGGGCUGGGGCUGGAGCGGCAGCUCGGGCACCAGCAGCAGCUCCCGCACCAGGGCCAGCUCCAGGCGCAGCACCCGCCCUCCUCUGAAGCCCCUGGGGGCCUGCUGUCGGGGCUGGGCCUCAGCUCGCUGCAGUCGCCUCGCACGAACGCCUUCGCAGACUCCUCUUCACUCUUUGCCAAAAUGAGUGCGCCUCCUCCCCCCAUUUCUCACCUGCAGAGCACGUCCUCCUCCUCCCACAGGAAGUCCAAACACAGCAGCAGCAGUGGCACCUCCUCCUCGGGGUACCCUCAGUUUCUGCGCCCCUUCCACCCCGCAGAGGCACUGGCUCAGGAGCAGCUGCACUCGGGCAUGGGCCGCUUCGACUUUGGAGGUGGCUCCAGUGUCUCAGCUGCUCCUCCUCCUCCUCCACUUCACCCUGGGAUCCCUGUGCCUCACUCCUCCCCCGGUCCACCCACCUCCUCCCCCUCUGCCUCCACCUCAGUGUCUGUGUCCAACAACCCCUCGGGCGGCCCCGCGGUGCCCCUGGUGGGCCAGUCGGACCCUCGCACCCUGCAUCAGCAGUUCAGCUGUAUGCUAGCAGCUAACCAGUACUUCCUGUCAGGUGUGCCGGCCAACAGCAGUCUGGAGCAGUUCCUGGUACAGCAGGGCUCCCAUCCUCCUCUGGGGCUGGGGCUCAGUCAGACCUCUGAGGCUAACGCUCCUCUGGCUCCGCCCCCUGCUCUUCACUCGUCUCAUGGACACAGCGCCGCGCAGCCGCAGCAGCAGCUGGCUCCACACUCAAUCAGCCACAGCCACCAUCCCCUACAUCCCGCCCCCCAGCCCAAUGCUCUGGGCGGCUUCGACUUCCAGGGAAUCCCCGUCCUGUCGUCCAAUCAGAUUGCCUCGCUCAUGCAGCAGGAGGCCAGCAUCCCCGUCCCCCUGCCCCUGCACCUGUCCCUCUCCAAAGACCAGGAGUCAAAGUCUGGAGACUCCACAGCGUCCUCUAGUGGCGGCAGUCGCAGGAAGAAGGCAAUGGCCGGAUAUCUGCCCCAGAGAAAAGCAGAGCCUCACUCUCAGAGCAAUAAUGUCCUGAACUGUCACGACAGUAGCAGCAGCGGCCACAGUCAGAGCUCUGUGCUGGUGGGAGGACCAGGAGUCAUGGAGCCCCAACACAACCCCCUCCUGUCUCCAUCUACAUCCUCCACAGUCUCCUCCUCCCCCUCUGUCCCCCCCCCCUCCUCACACAUAGCCAACGGUAGCCUCCAGUCCAAACCCAGAGAAAGCCAAAGCAGCUCAUCGGGGCCUCCUGAGCCGGAGCCUCUGUAUCACUGUGGAGAGUGCGGGAAGACCUUCACACACCUAUCCAGCCUCAGGAGACACCUGCGCAGCCACGGCCUCAGCACCGACGCCCAGAGCAGCAAACCCGACUGCAGCUCGCCCAGCCCUGAGCGGGUCUUCAGCUGCGGAGAGUGUGGUAAAAGGUUCAAGAAGAGAGGCCACCUACUGCAGCACAGUGUCACACACUCGGAGAACCGGCCCUUCAUCUGCAGCAUCUGCCAGAAGUCCUUCAACCGCAGAGAGUCGCUGACGCGCCACGAGAAGAUCCACGACGAGAAGCCGUUCAGAUGCCCCGCCUGCGGCCGCUGCUUCAGGGAGAGCACCUCUCUGCUCAACCACGCCGCCUCCGGAGCCUGCGGUAAACCUCCCCGCGUCUCCAAACCCAAGAGCAGCUGCAGCGAGGCGGGACGCUCAAAUCAGAGUGUGAAGAGAGAACGAGGGGAGCGGGCGCGAGUGUCCAACGAGUCCAUGCACGUGUCCAAUGAUAAAUAUGCCUCAGACUUCUCGAGGGGGCGCUAUCACAACCAACCCUACAGCACGGUGGACUAUAGCAGGACGCAGUACCCUGACAGAACAGCCGCCGACAUGACCAAUCAGACGCUCCGCAAGGCCCCGCUCGCCCCCACCCUACACCCCCAGAGCCAGCAGACUCAGCACCUCCCUCCCCCUCAGCAGCACCUGCCUCCCCCUCAGCCACAGCCACAUCUGCCCCUGUCCUCUCUGCUGGACGACUCUGAGGACGAGGUUACCAGUAGCGCCAUGUCAGCCAUUGCGGCGGCUGCAGCUGCCUCCUGCGGCAUGAACGGAGAGGAGCGAGAGGAGAGGCGUGACAUCAUCGGGGGUCUGCUGGGAGGACUGGGCUUCGGGAACCUGGGCCCCUCCUCCACAGUGAACGGAGCCACAUUGCCUUUAACUCACGCCGGCUCAGCCCAGGCCAAAGCCCGCCGGCCGCGCAAGGCCCGAGAGAAGGGGGAGGGGUCAGUGGUGAGGCGGCGGCGCAGCCCUCUGCCUCCCAGCGACAGCAGCGAGCGCCCGUACAGCUGCCAGAUCUGUGGCAAGAGCUUCAGGCGUGCAGAGACACUGCGGCGUCAUCACCGCAUCCACACGGGAGAGAAGCCACACACCUGCGACAUCUGCGGGAAACACUUCAGAGAGCCCUUCCACCUCACCAAGCACCUGACCGUGCACUCGGGCCUCAAGAACUAUAAGUGUAACCUGUGCGGCAAGCUGUUUGCCUACGCACAGAGUCUGGUGCGCCACGGCAAGCUUCACCGCCGCGGGGAGAUAGACGCACAGGGCCGCCGUGUCAAAGGAGCCGGCACUCUAAACAAAGUGAACUCUGAGAACUCUGAGUUCUACUCGUCCUGCUCUCAGGAGGACAAGUCCCCGACCUCCGGAACGCCCACGCAGCGCAUCUACACCUGCACCGUGUGCUGGAAGUCCUUCAGACACUACUUCCACCUAACGGCACACACGCAGACGGUGCACGGUGGCGGCGUGGGGUUGGAGAAGAACUACCGAUGUGAGGUCUGUGGCAAAGCCUUCGCUUACUCAAACAGCCUGGUGCGCCACAAACUGUCCCAGCACGGCAUGGACCGCAGCGGCCACAAGCUCAGCCAGGCACCGCCACACACAGGCUUCUCCUCUCUAUACUACGACUCUGGCUCUGCAGCCACGUACGCUGGGACGUCCCACAUGCAGCAGCCCACAGCACAACCACUGCAGCAUGCCUUCCACUACCACAAAGACUCUGCGCACAGGACGAAGAGGAGGAGGAAGAGGCGCGUGGUCAUCAACAGCAUCAUGCGCGACGGGAAGCUGGUGGGCGUUCCUUUGAGCAAAGAUACGGAGAGGAAGCUGCUGCAGCUGCGCAGGAGGCGAGGAAAGAUCCAGGCCCAGAUCAACCGGAGGAGGCUGAUCGCUCAGCUGCGCGGUCGACGAGAUGGGCUCCUUAGGGCCACCUGGUGGAGAGGAGGCGUAGUGAAGGUUUCUGGACUGAACUCUAUGCUGGUGCCGCUCAGACACUUCCCCUGCCCCAUGUGCUCAUGCUGUGUGUUCUCCAGAGCAGGACAGCUGCGGCUGCACUACGCACUCAGGCACCGGCCUCAGAGUGGCUCGCGGCUGCUGUGUACGGUGUGUGGGCGCCGCUCUCGCUCUCUGUGCUCUGCCCUCAAACACCGCUCCUCACACCUGCAGCAGAGCUCCUCCCAGUGCCUCAAGUGUGCGCACCGCUUCUGGAGCCCACGCCUCCUGGUGCGGCACCAGUCCUGCUGCCGCCGGGCGCCGCGCAGCCUCCACCACCACACGCCUGCGUCUGUGCCACAACGGAGCGCCCACCACCACACGCCUGCGUCUGUGCCACAGCGGAGCGCCCACCACCACACGCCUGCGGCUGUGCCACAGCGGAGCGCCCACCACCACACGCCUGCGGCUGUGCCACAGCGGAGCGCCCAUCAUCACACGCCUGCGGCUGUGCCACAGCGGAGCGCCCACCACCACACGCCUGCGGCUGUGCCACAGCGGAGCGCCCACCAUCACACGCCUGCGGCUGUGCCACAGCUCAUCCCUGUAGACCGAGCAGACAGAGCCUACGCUCAGUAA
Molecule: messenger RNA, 3990 nt
Organism: Knipowitschia caucasica
Lineage: Eukaryota; Metazoa; Chordata; Actinopteri; Gobiiformes; Gobiidae
Source: the annotation of a GenBank genome assembly